Messenger RNA from Rubroshorea leprosula, 5370 nucleotides. The record is from the annotation of a GenBank genome assembly. NCBI's taxonomy places the organism in Eukaryota, Viridiplantae, Streptophyta, Magnoliopsida, Malvales, Dipterocarpaceae.
AACACCUGCAGUAUCCCAAGCAAUAGAGCUUGUGUCUUUAGUCUAUCCUUGGACAGGGUUUUCUUCCGUUCACAUUUGCCAAGCAUCUUCCGUGAAAUUUCCAGCUAUUAUUUGUACAAGUUCUCUCCCCUUCUCCUUAGCCGACUCACUCUUGUAUCAUCCCACGGAAUUAGCUCUGCAAUUGAACUGAUUCGCUGCUGCUACUUCUAAUGCUCUCGGCUUAGCUAAUUAAUUUGGUUAUCAAUCAAGGAAAUAUCUAUUACAUCCCUCUGGUUACAAAUAACUAGGCAUGGAAUAUUUAAGCUAAGCGGUUGCUACUUUUAAUUUGGUUAUGGACAUCCAUUUCUUCAAUUUUGUCCACUAAACCUGCAGAUUCAUUCCGGGCAUUUGCCAAGCAUCUUCCAUUGAAUUUCUGGCUAUAAUUUGUACAAGUUCUCUCUCCUCUUCUCCUUGGCCGACUCACUUUUUAUCAUCUCACAGAAUUAGCCUUGCAAUUGAAUUGAUUGCUGCUGUUUCUAAUUUUCUUGGCCUGCCUGAUUUGGUUGUCAAUUAGGGUCCAUUUUCUCCAAUUUCUUCAGUGAAGCCAAGAGAAAAACUGUUUUAUCCAAUGGAGGUCUUAUCUUUUGUUGGAAGUUCUCUUUUGUCUGUUACAUAUGACUUGCUAUCCGAAAAGUUUAAGGAAUAUAUAAGUGAUCAGCUACGGGAUUCAAAGGAGGAAGUACGUGCCCAAAUGGAAAGCUGGAAGACUCUAUUGCCCAAAAUCACAGCUAUACUUCAACACGCAGAAGAAAAUCAAGUCGCCAACCUGUUUGUGAAGUCAUGUCUUGAUGAUAUUAGGGAGUUGGCUUAUGAUAUGGAGGAUAUACUUGAAAAGUUUGUGAUUAAUGCCAAGAGGUCUGAAUUGAUUGCAGAAUUUGAUGCUAGAGCUAAUAAGCGACAAAAAAUCACCCCUAGUGUCAUGAAUUUAUUUAGAUCUAAGGCCAAAUCCAAUCAGGAGAUUGAUUCCAUGGUGAUGGAUCUAAGUGGUAGAUUGCAGGAAAUUGAAAACGGGAUGCGUAGUUUGGAACUGACCAAUUUGGCUUUGAAAUCUGAAGAUAGGUCUCAUAAAAUAGUUGCAAAAAGACUACCUGAGUCUUCUCUUCUUGAAGAUAAGGUGUGGGGUCGAGGUAGAGAUAAAGAUGCAAUUCUUCAGAGGUUGCUAGAAGAUGGAGGCAGUCUCGAACAAGAUUUUGUUAUUCCCAUUGUCGGAAUGGGUGGACUAGGCAAAACAACUCUUGCUCGUCUCAUUUACAAUGAUGAGAAACUGAAAGACAGAUUUGACUUGAAGGCAUGGGUUUGUGUUUCUGAUGAGUUUGAUGUUACUCAAAUAACAAGAACCAUUUUAGAACAUGUAACUGGGGAGGAACCGCGUAACUCUGAUUUUGGUUUGCUUCAAGAGAAAUUGAAAGGGAAGUUAUCUGGGUGUAAGUUUUUUCUUGUAUUGGAUGAUGUUUGGAAUAAGGAAUAUGGCCAAUGGGAUGUCUUGAAGAGACCUUUCAUGUCAGGAGCUCCUGGAAGUAAAAUAAUUGUCACAACUCGAAAUAAGGAUGUUGGGACGAUGAUGAGAGGAGAUGAUGAAGUUUACAAUUUAGCAUUGCUGCAAGAUGAUGCUUGUUUGCCAUUAUUUACACGACAUGCACUGGGGAAAGAGAACUUUGAUGUGCACCGAAACCUGCAAGAUAUUGGUGAGAAGCUUGUAAAGAGUGACAUAUGGAGGUCAACUGAAGAUAGAAGUGGAAUUCUUCCUGCUUUGAGAUUAAGCUACAAUCAUCUUCCUUCUCACUUGAAGCGAUGCUUUGCUUAUUGUGCUUUGUUCCCUAAAGACUAUGAAUUUGACAAAAAGGUGUUGGUCCGAUUAUGGAUGGCUGAGGGCCUAUUGCAGCAACAGUCACAUGGAAAGAAGCAAAUGGAAGAAGAGAUUGGUCAUCAAUAUUUCGAUGAGUUGUUCAUAAGAUCACUCUUUCAACAGUCAAGUAGAAAUGAAUUGCGGUUUGUGAUGCAUGACCUCAUAAAUGAUUUAGUUGUAGAUGUUGCUGGAAAAAUAUAUUGCAAUCUUGAACGUAACAUGGGUGAUGAAAAAUUAGAGAAAGCUCGUCAUUUGUCAUUUACUCCACAUGAGUAUGAAAUCUCAGAGAGGUUCACAGUCUUGGAUAAAUUGAAGCAUCUGAGAACAUUCUUGCCAUUAGAAGCACACAGUUCCUUCUAUUUGUCUAAUAAAAUCUUGCAUGAUUUCCUACCAACUUUGACUUGCUUAAGAGUGUUGUCUCUUUGCGGCUAUCAGAUUAGCAAGCUACCAGAUUCUUUUGAAAAUUUGAAACAUAUGCGAUACAUUGAUUUGUCUAGAACAACUAUUGAACGUAUACCUGAAUCAGUGGGUUCUCUUCUCUUGUUACAAACACUAUUAUUAUAUGGUUGUCGUGAGCUUAGUGAGUUGCCUAUGACAAUUGGGAAUCUAAUUGAUCUCCAUCAUCUUGACAUCACUAAUACAUCAUCUUUAAAAAAUAUGCCAUCAGGAAUAGGCAAUCUCAAAAAUCUUGUAACAUUGUCCAAAUUUAUUGUGGGGAAGGCAAGUGGAAUGAUGACAAGAUUAUCUGAUCUGAAGAACUUGUCACAAAUUCGAGGAAGACUAUCUAUUCUAGAUUUGCAGAAUGUUUUGGAUGUUCAAGAUGCUAAAGAGGCCAACCUAGACAAGAUCCAUGGUUUGGAAGAGUUAGUCUUGGAGUGGAUUACUUCUGAUUCUGAUAUGGAGUGGACUGCUUCUGAUUCUGAUAUGGAGUGGACUACUUCUGAUAAUGAUCUGGAUUCUGAUUCUGAUUUGGAGCAAACUACUUCUGAUAAUGAUUUGGAGCGGACUACUUUUGAUAAUGAUCUGGAUUCUAAUUCUGAUCUGGAGCAGACUACUUUUGAUAAUGAUCUGGAGCAAAAUCUGGAGCAAACUACUUCUGAUCAUGAUCUAGAGUGGACUACUUCUGAUAAUGAUCGAGAUGAAUUAGUCCUUAAAAUGGAAGUCUUUAACUGGUUAAAACCUCAUUCAAAUUUGAAAAGUCUCGAAAUUUCUUGCUAUGGUGGUGAGAAUUUCCCUCCCUGGGUUUGUGAUCCAUCAUUAUUUUUCAAUUUGUCAUCCAUGGAGCUCCGUGAUUGUAAGAGAUGCACUUUGUUACCAUCACUUGGCCGACUACCUGUUCUCAAAAAAUUGAUUAUUGAAGGCAUGGAGGAAAUAGAAGCUGUAAGUUUUGAGUUUUAUGGGCAGCAUGGCUCUUUUCCAUCACUGGCUGAACUGGUGUUUAGAAACAUGCCAGAGUGGGAGGAAUGGACUUCUCCAAUUGGAAGUGCAGGUGAAUUCCCUUGUCUUCAUAAGCUUGUGAUUAAAAAUUGUCCUAAGUUGUUAGGACAAUUACCCAGCAACCUUUCUUCACUUAAAGAGUUAGAUGUUAGAAGCUGCAAUGGAAAGCUUUUGAAGAGUAUGGGAGAUGUCCCCUCUCUUACUUAUUUGAGAAUUGAGCAAAUUUCAGAACUGACUUGCUUGCCUAUGAGCAUGAGUCUUCCAUCAUUGAAAGAGUUGUCUAUUAGAUACUGCAAUGGGGUGCUUUUGAAGAGCAUGGUUGAUCUCACUUCCCUCACUAACUUGACAAUUGAGCAAAUUUCAGAACUGACUUGCUUGCCUGAGAGUUUUACACAGUCUUGGACAACACUUGAGACUUUGGAUAUUGCAUUUUGCAAUGAUCUUACUUGUUUGUGGGAGGAAGGGACAAAAAUAGAACAAAGCCUCUUGCCUUUCAAUCUUAAACAUCUUAGCCUUACGAGAUGUAGAGCUUUGGCGUCAUUACCCGAUGCAAUGAUGAUGAGGAUGGAUGGAAGCAGUAGCAGCAACACUAAUAUGUUGAUGUCGAGACUAGAAAGGUUGGAAAUUUGUGAUUGUAAUUCUCUCAAGUCAUUUCCAAGAGGCAAAUUACCCACCUCGCUUAAAUACUUGAUAAUAAGAAAUUGUGAAGGUCUUAAGUCUCUACCGGAUGUUGAUGGUGACUAUAAUAAUAGUGAUCUACAUUCGGAAAUAUGUAAUCUUCCAUGUUUUUAUUCUUCUCAGCGUAGUUGCCAUCAGCUACCAACUUUUCUCAAGGAAUUUAAAGUUACUGAUGGUGGCGACUGGCUAGAAUCAUUUCCAGAGAAGAUGCUGCAACAUUGUACGGGACUCCAAUCCAUUUCUAUUUGGGGUUGUAAAAUAUUGAAAGGUUUACCCAAUCUUGAUUACGUUAGCAAUCUCAUUCGAUUAUCUAUUUACAGUUGUGAAGUUUUGGAGUUCUUACCAGAAGAGUUGGGGUUAUGCACCCCCAAUCUUAAGAAUUUGGUGGUAGAAUGGUGUAAGAAUUUCAAAUGCCUCCCAAAUACGAUGUACCAGCUAAAAUCUCUUCAAUACCUAUGGAUGAUAGACUGCCCCAGCAUCGAGUUCAUUCCAGAUGGGGGUUUGCCCCCAAACUUAAAAUAUCUUCAAUUUCAGAACUGUGACAAUUUCAAGUGUGUGCCGAAUACAAUGUACCAGCUCACAUUGCUUUGGAAUCUAUCACUUUCAGGUGAGGUUUUGACGAUGGACCUCCAAAACCUUACGUCUCUUCGCUGGUUGGCAAUUGAGCAGAAAUUCCCUUUGGAUAUUGUGCUGCCUUCUUCUUUAACCAAUCUUCGGAUCAAGAAAGAAGAGAAUUUGGAAUCCAUACCUGGGGGGCUAUUCCAAAACCUAAGCUCCCUUCAACAGUUAAGUAUAGAAGACUGCCCAAAGCUACGAUCUUUGCCAAAGGAAGCCUUCCCUCCCUCGCUUGGACGACUAUUCAUCGAGAGGUGUCCGCAUCUAAAACGACAGCGCUUUGAGGCGGAAGGAGACUAUUGGACUCUCACCCGUGGCAUCCCCGAAGUUGAUAUAAGAUGAGUAAAUGGUAAUGAGAUCUUAGUGUGAACUGAAACGGGCAUCACAAUUUUAUGCAUUUCAUAUGAGAAUUUAGAAAAAUCUUUAAUAAAUACACUUUUCUUAGACUUCUUCUGCCUUUUCUCCUAUUUUCCUUUUCUGUUUUUGGUAGUUCUAUUUUAAGUAAUUCGGUUUAAAUUUUGGAGUUCUGAACUGGAGAUGGAAAGAUCUGCUUUAUGUUCUGUUUUCUUAUGGAUUAGCUUUACGUCCCUUUGAAAUGUUAAAUGGCAGGCAGACAGUUUCUUAAACUGGUUAGGUUGGUGAAUUUAAUCUGUAUUAAGAAAGAAAGAGGAAGUGGAUUCAGAUUUUAGGUCCUGUGAAGCCUUCAUCUUCCAAAUUGGAAGCUUAUAUGCUGUUAUUAAAUUUCGGGUCAUCUA